AUGCUCUCUCAGCCAAGCCGCGAGCGGGCUUUUGUACUUGCCCUCGGCCUGGUAGUCUCGUCCUCCUUGGCUGCUGCCGCGCCCUGCGACAUCUACUCCUCCGGUGGCACACCCUGCGUUGCGGCGCACAGCACCACUCGUGCCUUGUAUAGCGCCUACUCUGGCCCACUCUACCAGGUCAAACGCGGCUCCGACGGUGCCACGACGAACAUUGCGCCGCGUUCUGCGGGCGGCGUCGCCAACGCUGCUGCUCAAGACACCUUCUGCGCCAGCAUGACCUGCCUGAUCACGGUGAUUUAUGACCAGUCCGGCCGCGGGAAUCACCUCACCCAGGCCCCUCCCGGCGGCUUCAAGGGCCCGGAAGCCAAUGGCUACGACAACCUUGCCAGCGCCAUUGGCGCCCCAGUCACCCUGAAUGGGCAGAAGGCGUACGGCGUCUUCAUCUCGCCCGGAACCGGUUACCGCAACAAUGCUGCCAGCGGGACAGCGAUCGGGGACGCAGCGGAGGGUAUGUACGCCGUCUUGGACGGGACCCACUACAACGGUGGCUGCUGUUUCGACUACGGCAACGCCGAGACCAGCAGUCUCGAUACCGGCAACGGCCACAUGGAGGCCAUCUACUUCGGCACCAACACCGUCUGGGGCUCGGGCUCGGGCAGUGGCCCGUGGAUCAUGGCCGAUCUCGAGAAUGGCCUCUUUUCCGGCUCCAGCCCGGCCAACAACGCGGGCGACCCAUCCGUCUCCUAUCGGUUUCUCACCGCAGCCAUUAAGGGGGGGCCCAACCGAUGGGCGAUCCGCGGCGCCAAUGCGGCGUCCGGCUCGCUGGCGACCUACUACAGCGGCGCGCGCCCCAAUGCAUCGGGCUACAAUCCCAUGAGUAAGGAGGGCGCUAUCAUCCUUGGAAUUGGUGGUGAUAACAGCAACGGCGCCCAGGGCACGUUCUACGAGGGCGUGAUGACCUCCGGGUAUCCGUCCGAUGCUACUGAAAAUGCCGUGCAGGCGGACAUCGUCGCCGCCAAUUACGCUGUGACGUCGCUGACCAGUGGCCCGGCGCUCACCGUCGGCUCCGCGAUCUCGCUGCGGGCCACCACGUCCUGCUGUACAACCCGCUAUCUCGCGCACACCGGCUCCACCAUCAACACUCAGGUCGUCUCAUCCGCCAGUGCCACCACCCUCAAACAGCAGGCCACGUGGACGGUUCGCACCGGUCUGGCCAACAGCGGCUGCUUCUCGUUCGAGUCCAAAGACACCCCCGGGAGCUUCAUUCGCCACAGCAACUUUGCGCUCGUGCUGAACGGCAACGACGGGACGAAGCAGUUCAAAGAAGACGCCACGUUCUGUCCCCAAGCCGGUCUUAAUGGCCAGGGCAGCUCGAUUCGCUCCUGGAGCUUCCCCACCCGCUAUUUCCGUCACUAUAGUAACGUGCUCUAUGCGGCGAGCAACGGCGGCGUCCACACGUUUGAUGCUGCCGGCUCAUUCAACGACGAUGUAAGCUGGGUUAUCAGCUCUGGCUUUGCUUAA
Messenger RNA from Aspergillus clavatus NRRL 1, 1521 nucleotides. RefSeq names its product alpha-L-arabinofuranosidase B. The transcript has a single exon. NCBI's taxonomy places the organism in Eukaryota, Fungi, Ascomycota, Eurotiomycetes, Eurotiales, Aspergillaceae. The record is from RefSeq and is a predicted model, not a curated record. Bases 1 to 1521 code for a protein of 506 amino acids. Gene Ontology annotation, biological process: L-arabinose metabolic process; arabinan metabolic process; pectin catabolic process. Gene Ontology annotation, molecular function: alpha-L-arabinofuranosidase activity.